Messenger RNA from Bubalus bubalis (water buffalo), 2890 nucleotides. Its product is annotated as kinesin-like protein KIF28P. Gene Ontology annotation, biological process: cytoskeleton-dependent intracellular transport; microtubule-based movement. The record is from RefSeq and is a predicted model, not a curated record. Gene Ontology annotation, cellular component: kinesin complex; microtubule. Lineage: Eukaryota; Metazoa; Chordata; Mammalia; Artiodactyla; Bovidae. The coding region runs from base 1 to 2838 and encodes 945 amino acids. Gene Ontology annotation, molecular function: ATP binding; ATP hydrolysis activity; microtubule motor activity. The transcript has 21 exons.
AUGAUUGGGUUUGGUGCAAACAAAGGUAUCAUUCCAAAUGUGUGCGAAGAGCUAUUUCAGGCAAUUGAGAACCGGGACAAAAAUCAAGAAUACCAGGUUACAUUCAGCAUGCUGGAAAUUUACAACGAACAGGUAAGAGAUUUGCUAUCUAGGAUCAAGAAACCCGGAGGGCUAAAAGUAAGGGAGGACCAACAGCUGGGCUUUUAUGUGGAUGGUCUGAAGUCAGUGCCUUGUGAGAACUAUGCCCAGAUUGAAAGACUGAUGGAACAAGGAGCAAAAAUAAGGACCACAGCUUCGACCAACAUGAAUGCCAGCAGCAGCCGGUCUCACAUGGUCAUCACUAUUCAGUUCAAACAGGUUUUCCUAGACAGAGACCUCACCAAACAGUCCAGUAUUAACUUGGUAGAUUUAGCUGGAAGUGAAAGGCAGAAAUCUUCAGGAUCAGAAGGAGACAGACUGCGGGAAGGAUCACUCGUUAACCUAAGUUUAACCAAUUUAGGAAAUGUCAUCAGUGCUCUGGCUGAUGCCGCCAUGGGGAAGAAAGUCCUCCAUGUUCCCUACAGAGACUCUGUACUGACCAAACUGCUCCAGUCAGCUCUGGGUGGGAACAGCAGAACUACUCUGAUAGCAGCGAUAAGUCCAGCUGACAUCUGCUAUGAGGAAACUUUAUCAACACUAAGAUAUGCUGAAAGAAAGGCUCCCAUUUUGACCAUUCGAGGCCAGUUUCCUGCCAGUCCUCUGGUAGUACUGCUCCAGCUGCGAAAGACCCAGGGCCUGAGUGUGUGUCCACCUUUGCACAGGGCUAAGAAGAUCCGGAACAAAGCUGUUGUCAACACCUCCACCCUGAUGAGGGAGUCCAGGGCAGAGAACGACAGACUGCUGCUUGGGUGUGGAAACUGCAGAAUAGCAGAGCUGCCAGCCUGUUUACUUGGGCCUCCCAGUGACCAGAUGAGCUGGGUGAACCAACUGGAGCAGGCCCGGCGGGAAUGGCAGCAGCACUAUGUGGCCAUCGCCCAGGAGCGGCAGAUGAAGAAAACCUUCCCCCACCUUCUCAACGUCAAUGAAGACCCGCAGCUCACGGGGGUUCUCAAGCACUUCAUUCAGGCUGGUUCGUGUGAUGCUGGUAAGGCAGCUUCAAACACCAUUACUCUUCAAGGUUUGGGAAUUUCAGAUAAACAUGCUUCCUUCACGAAUUCGGGUGGUAAAGUGACGGUGACUCCAUACGGCAAAUGCAAGGUCAUCGUUAAUGGGGUGCCCAUCGCGACCAAGACAAAGCUGCAGCAUUUGGACCGGAUUAUUUUGGGAUCCAACAGCGCCUACCUUUACAUUGGGUUUCCUUCCGAGCGAGGCAGUGAGGACUUGAGCAGAUUUGAUUAUGACUUUUUCCAGCUGGAGAGAGCGGCUGCUGAGGGAGUGAGUGCUGACAAGCUCGGUGCUAUGAACAGUGGGGAUGGGAAAGCAGACCCCAGUGUCCUGGCUGUGUUCCAGGACUACGUCAAACUGAUGCCACUGGUUGCAGAAGCAAAUCAAAUGAGCGAAGAGCUGAAAAAGGGACUUAAUAUGGAGCUGAAGGUGAAGAAUUUAGCUUCAUCAGAUUCCAGGGGCUGUGACCUACAAAAAGAGGUCACGGUGAAGGUGACCCAUCAAAGGACUCAUCAGGUGUGGAUUUGGUCAAAAGCCAAAUUUAUCAAUAGGAAAUUCCUAAUGGAGGAACUUUACCAGCGUUUUCUUGAUGGAGAAGACAGCCAGGUAGCCCAGGAAGAUGACCCUUUCUGGGAUCCUGUCGAAGUUGUUCACCUGGGCUCCGCUCACAUCUGGCUCCAAUCUCUUGCCUACUGCAUGAAGUUCGAGGAACAAGUGGAAUUUCUGAACUGUGACGGACUGGAAGAGGCAGUGUUGCAUAUCCACAUAAACCCCUGCUCCCCGACAGGACGAGCACGUGGUGAGGAAGACGUGGUUACUGACCCAGUGGACCUGCUGGGCAAGAGGAUGGAUUUCCAGAUUCGCCUUGUGCAGUGCCUUGGCACCAAGUGGCUAAAGGAGGAUGCGGAGAGGGGUGUUCAGAUGGGGUACAGAAUUUAUGAUCUUCCAAACACUUUAUAUACCAAGCCUGUAUGGAAAAUUGUGAAUCCCCAAAUUGAUGAGACUGUCCAAUUUACAACCUUAAAUGCAUCUCAGGAGUUUCUGAAUUAUUUACAGACAAACGCUCUCAUUGUUGAUUUAUGGGGUCUUCAAGAAGGCUGUGCUGAACUGAGCUGCUCUCGGCUGGACCUCAUGGUCACAGGUGAAGGCCACAUCCUGGUGGACACGAAGAAAAUUUCCACGGCGAUGGAUACAGGUCAGAGUACGUCAAACCAGAUACCAGAGCUUUAUCUGAAGCUGCUCAAGUUAGAACAGGAGACGGAACUGCUCAGAAACAUAAACAGAGUCCUCAGAGAGGAAAAUGUGCUUCUUAAAGAAUCUAUUGAGAGAACCAGUUCUAGUCAACAAGCACAUCAGCCUUCCAGGACCCGAAAGAUCACCUGGAUGACAGCACAAGGGCCACUAGCCAGAGACAUUAAUCAAAUGUGCACCACCCAGCAAGUCAGCUACGACAGAGAAUUUGCCAGAGCUCUUAAGGUGUUCUACCAAAGCAUGAAUGUGGCCAGAGGGCAGUUUCUCAAACUGAGACAUUAUAAACCUCCUGAAGAUGAUCAAAUGCUUCGGCCAUUUGUACACCAACAGUCACAAAUGUUAAAGGACUUUGGGGACUUACUUGAAUCCAGCUUGUGGAAACUGAAAAAUGAUGUUGCUCUUAUAGUGAAACAGAAGAAAGAAUGUUUAUUGCAUGCGGAAUAGUGUUCAUUUCAGUUGCUCAGUCCUGUCCGACUCUGUGACCCCAAAGACUGCA